Myxocyprinus asiaticus (Chinese sucker) is the source of this 1467-nucleotide messenger RNA. Its product is annotated as cyclin-dependent kinase 1. Gene Ontology annotation, cellular component: nucleus. The coding region runs from base 160 to 1068 and encodes 302 amino acids. Lineage: Eukaryota; Metazoa; Chordata; Actinopteri; Cypriniformes; Catostomidae. The transcript has 8 exons. The record is from RefSeq and is a predicted model, not a curated record. Gene Ontology annotation, molecular function: ATP binding; cyclin-dependent protein serine/threonine kinase activity; RNA polymerase II CTD heptapeptide repeat kinase activity. Gene Ontology annotation, biological process: G2/M transition of mitotic cell cycle; mitotic G2 DNA damage checkpoint signaling; protein phosphorylation.
CUUCGCGGCUAGUUUGAAUCAAGGAACUCAGAGCUCAGCGACACAUACAACAUCCGCACGCUCUUUCCUCUAAAAAACUGUAUCUGGACAUCUGAGGAAAAGAGGGAAAUUUGGACAUUCAUUCUGAUUGUAUAGAAUUCCAAAAGUUGUGAGAAAAAAAUGGAUGACUACUUGAAGAUAGAGAAAAUUGGUGAAGGUACAUAUGGUGUGGUGUAUAAAGGCAGGAAUAAAACCACUGGGCAGGUGGUGGCCAUGAAGAAGAUCCGUCUGGAAAGUGAGGAAGAGGGGGUGCCCAGCACUGCGGUCAGAGAGAUCUCCCUCCUCAAGGAGCUCCAGCACCCCAAUGUUGUACGCCUGUUAGAUGUACUGAUGCAGGAAUCAAAGUUGUACCUGGUGUUCGAGUUUCUGUCUAUGGAUCUAAAGAAGUACUUGGACUCUAUCGGAUCAGGCCAAUAUAUGGACCCCAUGCUGGUCAAGAGUUACCUGUAUCAGAUUCUCGAGGGGAUUCUUUUCUGCCACUGUCGCAGGGUUCUGCAUCGAGAUCUGAAGCCACAGAACCUGCUGAUCGAUAAUAAAGGUGUUAUUAAGCUGGCAGACUUCGGGCUGGCACGUGCCUUUGGAGUGCCAGUCAGAGUGUACACACAUGAGGUGGUCACUCUAUGGUACAGAGCUCCAGAGGUGUUGCUGGGGGCCUCUCGCUAUUCCACCCCUGUAGACAUCUGGAGUAUUGGUACCAUCUUUGCCGAACUUGCCACUAAGAAACCGCUCUUCCAUGGAGACUCAGAAAUAGAUCAGCUCUUCAGGAUCUUCAGGACUCUGGGAACCCCUAAUAAUGAGGUUUGGCCAGAUGUUGAGUCGCUGCCUGAUUAUAAGAAUACCUUCCCAAAGUGGAAAUCUGGGAAUCUGGCCAACACAGUGAAAAACCUGGACAAGAAUGGCAUUGAUCUGCUCUCGAAAAUGCUGAUUUAUGACCCUCCGAAGAGGAUUUCGGCACGGCAAGCAAUGACACACCCCUAUUUUGAUGAUCUGGAUAAGAGCACUCUUCCCGCCAGUAACCUCAAGAUAUAAAUGCACCUCACAGAUCUUCUAUUUCCCGCUCCAUGUUUUACACAUACAUGGUCCAAUGCAGUGUAAGUUCAGGGGUUAUAAUGAAUCUAACUCUAAAAUUCCUGGAGUUGUUUCUUAAUCCAGAAUGGAAGGAGGGGUAGACACUCCUCCAAUCUGCAGUAAUGCAAUCUGAGUCUUUUGACACGCAAUAAUUAACUUUAAGUUUGUUAACUGAGUGGGUUUUCUACUUUUGUUUGUCUGUUUUUUGUUUGUCUUUUCCUAUCCUGUUUUGUAUGUUAUAUACAACACCCGUUUGUAAAUAAAACAUAUAUUUUUUUGUGGACCUGAAGUCAAAUAUACAAAUAAACGGUGUUCUCAUUAAAGAGCACUUUGUAGGAUCCCAUUUUGGACUGAUGUCUU